Guillardia theta CCMP2712 is the source of this 563-nucleotide messenger RNA. RefSeq lists its product as hypothetical. Lineage: Eukaryota; Cryptophyceae; Pyrenomonadales; Geminigeraceae. The transcript has a single exon. Bases 122 to 445 code for a protein of 107 amino acids. The record is from RefSeq and is a predicted model, not a curated record.
UCAAUCCCUCCCACACAACCUCCUGCUCGACUCGCUCUCUUCGCUGAUCAGAACAAGUUUUCUUCCUCCUCCACAGAGAAACCUUCCUUCGAAAAUUUCCUCAGUUCCCCGUAUUGAAACCAUGAGCUGCAGCGCUACUACGAUAAAGCCCCUCCAGAAGGACGCCUUCGAUCAGUUCUUUUGCACGCUUCCUCCCAUUGUUGCGGACAAGGAGCAUGAUGGAAAGCGAAACAGAGGGGAUGAAUCCUGUGCUUCUGACCCCAGGAUGUGUGAUGAAGAAUCAAAGACCUCCAUGGAUCUUGACAAAGCUCCUCUCUGCCGUGUUCCCUCUACGGGAUCAAAUGAUAGUCGCACGGAUGAGUACUGCACAGAUCCCCUCUGGCACGACUAUGCCAACUACGUCUGCAUGAGAAUGCGUACUACUCGUCGACGCACCGACCAUUGAGUGCUACAAGCAUUGUAAAUUGCAUUAUCCUCCUUUUUUUGUGUGCGGCUUGCUGUACUUCUUUAGUGGAAUUUUCCCGUGCGCCUGUUUCAUAGAAGAAUAAACAAUAUCUUGCGAA